CGCCCCCGUCCCGCCCUCGGUGUCACGGUGUCCCGGCGCUGCGGGACGGGCCCGGUGCGCAGGGGACGGCCCGGCGGGGCGGGGCGGGCGCUCCGGGAGCGCUGCGCUCCGGGACGGGGCUGGCGCAGCGCGACCCCCGUGCGUGGGGCUGUCACCGAGCCCGCUGCCGCUCGGGGCUUUCGCUUUCGCCUCCUGAGCACUCGCGAUUUGUUUCCUGGCGCAGGGUUUGAAGCCCGGACCCAGAAAUGAGGAAGGUUCUGUGCGUGGAGCCCGUCAUUUUCUUCUACGUUUUUGCAUUUUCCCUGACGACUCCGCUGGUGCAGCAGUUCAUCUACCGGCGGCUGUGGGAGCAGGAGUACAACUCCACUUUCAUCAGCGACAGCAAUGCCAGUCACUGCGAGCAGAAUAAGAGCAGCCCGGCUUAUAUCAAACAGAAGGAAGUUCAAGAAAAAGCCUCUGUUUUUAUUAUGCAGUUGGACUUAACUAGAGCCAUUCCCAGCCUUAUAGUUGCCUUUGUCAUUGUAGCUAAUGGGGAUCGCCAGGGACACAAAAGGUCUUUAGUUUUACCAUCAAUGGGAGCUUUGAUUUCCAGUAUUAGCUUCACUGCAAUAUCAUAUUUUUCCUUGUCACUCUCUGUCCUAUUUGCAUUAGCAUUUAUUACUGGACUCUUUGGGAGUAUAGCAACUUUCCUUGGAGGAGGCUUUGCUUACAUAGCAGAGGGGUGUCAUGAUGAGAAGCAGAAAACAACACGAAUAGCUGUAGUGGAUUUGAUUUUUGGAGUUGUAUCUGGAUUGGCAGGACUGUCAUCUGGCUACUUUCUAAGAGGAAUAGGCUUUGCAUGGACAUUUGUGAUAGCAUCUCUGCUCCAUGUCAUUAAUAUAAUCUAUAUUGUAUUUUUUCUGGAAGAUACUGUAGGUGUAUCUCAAUUCCAGCAUGAAGCACUAGUAUCCUGGAAAGAACUUCUUAGGGAGACAUUUUCUGGAGUGUACAUGCUUUUUCAAACUGCCCCUUAUAAAAAGAGGAUUUUAAUAAUUGUGUUACUUUUUACAUUUAUGACUUAUUUGUUUACUGUGCUGGGUGGGAGUUCACUUUUUACACUGUAUGAACUGGAUGAGCCACUCUGCUGGAAUGAAGUAUACAUUGGAUAUGGAGCAGCUGCAUCCACUUCUAUAUCAUUGACCAGCUUUUUAGGAGUUUACUUAUUUUCCAAAUGUCUCAAAGACAUUUAUAUUGUCUUUAUUGGGAUGUUUUCGUACAUUGGAGGAAUGACCAUGGCUGCCUUUGCCAAAACUACUCUGCUCAUGUUUUUAGUGAGAGUGCCAUCUUUGUUCUGCUUUAUGCCUAUUCCUGUUCUCCGAUCCAUGCUGUCAAAAGUGGUUCUCCCUGGUGAACAGGGUGCUGUGUUUGCUUGUAUUGCCUGUUUAGAAGUUGUGACUGGCACAAUGUCAAUUUCAGUUUUUAAUAUUCUCUAUGCGACUACUGUUGCAUGGUUUUCAGGCUUUAGCUUCCUCCUAUCGGCAGGCCUUUGUCUAAUUCCACUGGCUGUCCUGUGCUGGCUUCUGUGCACAAGCUGGAAUGGGGAGGACUUGGCUCUCCUGGUCCCUGAAGAAGUAUCCAGCUUAGAGAGUGCUGAUAGUUGAACAAAGGAUCCACAUACCCAGGAUUUCUAAUCUGACAUGCAGUGGCAGAGAUAGUUAUGUCACACAGAAACCACAGAGAUAACACAACACAAUCUCCAAGUGGCCCUGCAGCAAUAAGCACUAAAUUGGUACCACUCAAUACCCAAUCUCCUUUUAGCACUUCACUAAAGCUAGCUAUUAACUAUGGGAAUAGGCUGACAAUUGAGAUUAAUGCUGCUUCAGCAUGAAGGAAAAAAUAAGGUAGGAUGGUACUUUUUCCGCUUACUCUUUCUCAAGUUUGAGAAUGUCAGCUGUGGAUUGUGAUACAUCUUGUAUCACUCUAGGUUGGGUGACAAAGACAAGCUUAGCAACCCAAAGGAUGCUGGCACUUCUGCUGAAGACAUUGCAGCUUGUGCCAGUUGAGGAUGUGGUCCACUGCAUACAUCUUGAAAGGCCUGUCUUAACAGUGAAGCCCCCAAACUGUCUAAAAUGACUAAACUAAAAAAUAGUGUUUUUUCAGAAAGCAAACUGGAGGCAGUACUUACACCUGCCCUAAGCACACUUACUGUUCUGCAGCUCGCAGAGUGUGUAAGUUUAACAUAAGAUGUGUGGACCUUGCCUGUGACUUUGCUCUUGAAAUGGAUUUUUACACAGAACUGUCAGAAAAUUUCUUGCAGAGAAAUCUUGCAGAGUGUGAAAUUCAGCCUAAACCUACAUUUUGCAGAGGCCAUAUUGCAUAUUUAUCAGUUUCCAUAUAUUAAGGAAUGCAUACAGACAUCUCUGUUUUGUCCCAGAGAUACUUCUUGUUUUCUAGUUAAGUUAGUACCUUAGCUUAAAGGUUUCUUUUAGUGAAAAGCUGUGAUAGCAUUUCUGAUCUGUAGAUCUUUAUUUUUUUAACAACCCUGAAAUGAAGUUACAAAAUCAGAAUCAAUAAUCUAAUAAUCUUGCAACAAAUGCAGCAUAAUUUAUGAACAUGUGAACAGCACUUCUAAUCUUCAAAGCACUUUACAAAUGCUAUUCAAAACAUCCUUCCAUAAUAGAUACUAUCCUCUUGGUUGUAUAGAGAGAAAUUAACAGAGAGGACAAGUGACAUCACCAGGGCCCCAAUGCAAGCUGGUGAGACUGCCAAACCUAGGAAUCAGUUUCAGCACUGACUUCUCACCUUUUCCCUUAAGAUCUUUAAGUAGAAAUUAUCCUGAGUAUUAGAUUCUAGAAUGCACAGCACAGCAGAAGUGUGAAUAUAACAUCAUGUUAAGGACCACUCCCAUCUGUUGAUUUUGUUAAGAGUUUGACAGCCAAUACUGUUCUGAUCUCUCAAAGUUGUGUGUGACUCUUUUCCCCCAAAACAGAUUAGAUAGAAAAAGCAAAACAAUGUAAAGUGGUUGCCAUUUAGAGAAUGAAACCUCUAGGAAAGCAACUACAAUGACUUCACACGCACACAGCUUAGGAUAAAAAUGCAGACAGACAUAGCAUGUACUGUAUAAACAAUGAGCUGCUUACAGCCACUGAUACCCAUCCUAUGAACAGAGUCCUGCAGAACUUCCCAGUGGUACUCCACCAAAAAACAGUAAUGCCAAAUCAUGAUGAUACUUUUAUAGAUCCUUUAUAACUGAAUGAUUGCAUUCUUUCCAAGUUAUGUGUCAUGUCACAGAGAAGCCUGGAAGAAGAUUCAAAUAAUUUAAAGAGAGAGCGCUUAUGAUAUUCAGGAGACCACUAUCUGACCAUCACAGGUGAAAACAGGGCCAUUUAUCCAGGCCAUGGGGAAUGUGCUAACACCUCUAGCUAGCUCUUACACUUCUGUCCUGAACUCCCAAGACUGAUGUUGGCAAUUAAAGAUCAUUAGCUUUCUCUCGGUAGUUUAGACUAGAGCCAGAAAAUAAAACUGCUUAAUGCCUUUGAGGUGCCCAAGCUACUUCCAACUUACUGGAAACAUGAGCUGAGUACUACAAUAACCAGUGGGUCCAAAACAUAAUGAGUACUUGUAGAGAGAUUAAGAAAACACUGAUGUAAAGGAUUUUAGCACAAACAUUACAUUGUCUUCCUUGCCUCUUCAUUAUGCAGUUAUGUAAGGCUUUAUGAAAUUAACUAUUUCACACAAAACUGCCUGGAAAUAAAAAAGCAAAUGCAGAAGGGACUUGUACCUUCACUUGCUCUUCCUCAGUGCGCACCUCUCCUAGUACUUGGGAGCUCAUAACAAAACGAGCCACUUGCACAGUGGUGCUGUGUCAGUCCAACAAGCACGUACACCUCAGGAAUGGCUUUGUUAUGAUUUGAUUUAACUGCACAAAGUAUGUGCUGUUUGCUGAGUGUUUCUGGUAGAUGGAGCAUCUAGAACUGGCUAUAAAUUUACGCCAAACACAUGGAGGAUAUGAACUGUGUUUUUAAAAAGCCUUGCACAGUGGAAGCUGAGGAACCAAGUACAAUAUGCAUCAGAUUAUUAAAGCCAAAUCUAUUAAGUUUCUAAUAAUUUCUUUAUUUGUGUAUAAAUACAAAUUAUUUUGACAUAAUAAUAAUAAAAUUUGGUUUUUUAAACUCUUGCAUUUGUAGUUCUUCUGCUUUUCAGUUUUGUUUUUUGACAAAUGGCCAACAGUAUGACCAACAGAGGAUUGUUGGUGUAAACAGGAGCAGCAUUAUGGUAUCAUCUAUUUUUUAUGGUCAUAACACAAACAGCAGAGCAGAUGUGCUUUUGCUUCCCUCCUGCACCUGGGGAAAGCAUGCUGCCCAGAACAUUGGCACCAAGAGGAGGUGGGGAGUUGCAGAGUAGGGACAGCACUGCCACCUCUAAGAAGUCAUGGUUAGGCCUUGUGUUGCAGAGCUGGAAGGGCCUUCCUCCCCUUACCCAGGCCAGAUCUGACCCAGCUCCACUGCCCAGCACACCCCACUUAGCUGCCUCCAUGGGUUGCUCUGUGCAGCACCUGCUUUACAGAAUGAGGCUUGUACAAAAUGGGAAGAAUGGGCUGGGGCAGAAAGCCCAGUCCACAGCCCAACCCCCUGUAGCACUGAGAAAAUGUAACCCUUCGUUUUUACCUCAAAAGCUUUUUGCCUCAGUCCUGCUUGACUCCCAUUUCUCUACUAACAGCAUAAAUUCUUAGACAGGCCUCUUACACAUACUCUUUGCUUUCCAGCCUGGCU
Molecule: messenger RNA, 4751 nt
Organism: Camarhynchus parvulus
Lineage: Eukaryota; Metazoa; Chordata; Aves; Passeriformes; Thraupidae
Gene: SLC46A3
Product: solute carrier family 46 member 3
Exons: 5
Coding region: 246-1640 (464 amino acids)
Biological process (GO): vacuolar transmembrane transport
Cellular component (GO): lysosomal membrane
Molecular function (GO): transmembrane transporter activity
Source: RefSeq, a predicted model, not a curated record